Gryllus bimaculatus (two-spotted cricket) is the source of this 803-nucleotide messenger RNA. The record is from the annotation of a GenBank genome assembly. Lineage: Eukaryota; Metazoa; Arthropoda; Insecta; Orthoptera; Gryllidae.
AUUUAUGACCGCCCGUUCGAGCGCAGCACUAACGCCGGAGCAUCGCGAGCAUGAGACGUGUUCGUAGUCGCUCUAUUUACUAGUGCGUACUUAAUCAUGCUACGUUAUGAAAAUUAAGUGAAUGUGGAAAACUAUUAUACUCUUGAAUAAUUCCAUCAUAUAUUGGUAAUUCUAUUCAUUGAUAGACCUUUUCAGUGGGCAGUUUACUAUUUACAGAUUAUAAAAAUGCAUGCUAUUGUACUGACUACAGGAGUAUGUGCCAUCAAGGCACUUUUGCCAGCUUUAUUUGGUUGGAUAUUGCCCAAAAUCUACAAAGAAACAAGUGGCGAGCAAUCACUUCGCAGGCAAGAAUACGAAAUGAAAAGAACUUUAGAUGGGCUCUCUAUGAUAGAUGAAUUUGCUAAGUAUGCAAAAUUGCAACGUCAACUUAAUAAAGUCCAAGAACAAUUAACAGAAGCUAGAAGUAUUCGUAUGUCACAUUAUUUAAAAGUGAAGCUAACCCUGAAAUAUGUCGUACAAGUAAUUUAUGCACUUAUUCUUUUAAUUAUUAUUUGGAAUUACAAAUACACACCAGCAAUUAUUUUGCCUUCAGAGUGGACAGUACCUUUUGGAUCAAUUGCGAGUUGGCCCACUGAAAUAGCUGGUGGCAUUAGUAUUUCUGUUUGGCUAUUCCUGUUGGAAUCAUCUUCAAGAUUGGUAAUGUCUAAAUUGUCUUUAAGUGAUUACUCAAUAAAAUAAUUGAAGAAUUUUAUUGUAUUUUUUUUGUUUGAAUUGAUUUCCUUAACCACAAUCCUUUAAAAUUC